Messenger RNA from Medioppia subpectinata, 2068 nucleotides. The record is from the annotation of a GenBank genome assembly. NCBI's taxonomy places the organism in Eukaryota, Metazoa, Arthropoda, Arachnida, Sarcoptiformes, Oppiidae.
CACAAAAAUUUAACCAAAACUUUUUGAAACCCAAAAACAUUGAUCAUAACUAAUGCCGGGAUCAGUGUUGAAGACAAUAGUCGGUGCGGCUAUGGGUUCGGUGAACACGGGUUUACUACAGUUCGUGUCACUCAUACCGGCGCUCAUACCAGUGCUCAUAAACAUGUGGAUCAAUUCGGUGGACAAGAACUCUGUGCACAAUCAGCACUGGAAAGUGCAAUACGACUACAUAGUAGUGGGCGGCGGGACUGCCGGCGCGCUAAUCGCCAACCGAUUGGCGGCAACCAAAUACCGAGUACUGGUGCUCGAGGCCGGCGGUAACGGCAACUUCUUUAACGAAGUGCCGGCGCUGUCGCACGUAUUGCCGCAGACAUCGAUGGACUGGCAGUUUGUGACCGAACCGCAGGAGGGCUCGUGUCUCGGUCUCACCGAACAGCGGAGUCAGUGGCCGAGCGGUCGAGUAUUGGGCGGCACUUCAGCGAUGGACGACCCGUUGUAUGUGAACGGAAAUCCCGCGGACUUUGACCGCUGGCAAGAGAUGGGCGCCGAUGGCUGGGACUGGAAGUCUGUGAGACAACACUUUCCCGUUCCUGAGAGCGACCGAAAGGCUGGCUCUGACACAGAGUUUGAAGAGGCCUUCGAGAGUAAGCUAACGGUGCAGAUGACGGACACCCCUCUCGCCCGCGCUUUCAUUCAAUCGGGUCUCAAAAUGAACUAUAGUUUAGUAAAAGUCAACACUCGGGCUAACAUUGGGUUCAGUUUCCCUCAGUUUACCACAAAAAAAGGUCGUCGCCAGUCGUCGGCGAAGCUCUACUUGUCAUCGGUUCUGAAGAACAAAAACCUGGAUCUCGUUAACUAUGCGUUCGUUAAGCGAUUGGUGGUCACGAACGGGACGGCCAGUGCUGUCGAGUUUGACCGCUUCGGCAGUACUUAUACCAUAAAAGCCAAACAUGAGAUCAUAUUAACAGCCGGCGCUAUCAAUACACCCAAAAUACUGAUGCUAUCGGGAAUCGGACCCAAAGAGCACUUAACGGCGCUCGACAUACCAGUGGUCGCGGAUCUGCCGGUGGGUGACAACCUUCAGGACCAGUUCGGCACUCAUAUGUCGUACACUAUCGACAAAAGCAAAACCAUUAACGCAUUCAAAGACAUGGAUUUCAUGCAAUUUUUUAAAUACAUACUCUAUUCGGAGGGCGUUUUGGCCAAACCACCCGUCGAUGCCGUGGCCUUCAUCGACACCGACACCACUCCCGGCGCCGCCGAUCCGCCGAUUAAUAAGGCGCCAAACGUCCAGUUAAUACUCAAACCGAUGAGUUUGACUUCAGAUAACGGCCAACUUCUGCGCCAAUCGUACGGAAUCGCUGACCACUACUGGAAACUCUUUGAGAAACACACGGCCAAAGACUCGUUCACUAUUGUGGCCAAUCUGUUGCGGCCGAAGAGUCGCGGAUCAGUGCGGCUGCGAUCGGGCGAUCCGUUCGCUGCGCCAGUGAUUGAUCCUAAAUAUUAUUCGUCCCGCGAAGACAUGGAAACGAUGGUUAAGGCGCUGAAAGUGGUCAAGAAUAUUGUCCAACAAAGACCUUUCCGGAUGCUAAGUGUCUUAGGGUUAGGAAAGCCCCGCGAAUGCGACCAGUAUUUGCUUAAAGCCGACAAAUACAGCGAAUGUCUGGCCAGAACUGCGACACUGACGGCCCGAUCGCCGGCCGGCACGUGCCGUAUGGGCGACCCGACACACCCCACGUCAGUAGUGGACCCUAAGUUGCGGGUAAUCGGCGUGAAUGGGCUGCGAGUGGCCGACGCGUCCGUAAUGCCGGCGCUGGUGUCCGGCAGUCCAUACGCCACCACUUUGAUGAUCGCCCAAAGAGUGACCAACUUUAUCGUCGAGAGGGACCAGGAAUUCCUGCGCCGACUCUGGGAUCAGGUGAACGGAUUCAUAAUGAAUGGCAUUUUGUUGGCCGCGAAGACUGUCGCCCAAUACUUUGGUCUCAAAGAUUUUGAAAAGACCCUCAAAUUGGCGGACAGUCUUAGUGGACAUCAAUUGUCAGAAGUAAUGAAUGCUUCGUGGUGA